CGGCAGCGCGCGGAUCAGUGUCAGGCUUUGUAAGAUGCUGAAUGGGGGCGGAGGAAGAAAACUCAUUAGAGUCCUAUAAAAAAACAGAAAGUAUCUGCGAUCAUAAAGGGGCCUGCAGGAGGACAGAGAGUCACUCUGCCGGUGGAGACCUCCUCACACACUCCUUCACCACUCAGCCCGUCAGCGCGCUCGGUGCGUGGCGCACGGACAGAGCCGGGGCGCGCUGCUCUCUGAGAAAUAAACUGUAGCUUGUUCCACAGGAUCAAACCUUCUAUUUAUGGUUAUUAUUAUUAUCAUUACUUUGAAACCGCGGUGUUAAUUUAGAGGAUGCUCGACUCAGCUUGGAGUAGAUGCUGCUUUGUGCUGUUUCUCGUCGCUGCUGUGAGGACGGAGGCAUCCCAGGUGUCCGAGGCGCGUCCGAAAGCCAACUCCAUCAAGCCCUCUUCCCUGGAGGAGACGCCGAUCCAGGCAGCGAACCGGUCGGCCCCGGUCACUAGGAAGCAGCGGCUCCCCCCGCAGCAGGUGUAUCCCUGCAGCAAUGACAAGGAGUGCAGCGUUGGCAGCUACUGCCACAGCCCGCAGCAGGCCUCGUCGCGCUGCCUGUCCUGCCGCCGCAGGAAGAAGCGCUGCCACCGGGACGCCAUGUGCUGCCCUGGGAACCGCUGCAGUAACUAUAUUUGCAUCUCCAUCUCUGAGAGCGUGCUGUCGCCUCACAUCUCUGCAAUAGAUAACCCCAACGUGUUGUCCACCAAAGACCACAGCUGGAGGAAGAAAGGGAGGGGCCAGCCUAAGCAUGUGCUAAAGGGUCACGAGGGCGACCCCUGCCUGCGCUCGUCCGACUGCUCGGACGGCUACUGCUGCGCCCGCCACUUCUGGACCAAAAUCUGCAAGCCGGUGCUGCGGCAGGGAGAGGUGUGCACCAAGCAGAGGAAGAAAGGCUCCCACGGCCUGGAGAUCUUCCAGCGCUGCGACUGCGCCAAGGGCCUCUCCUGCAAGGUGUGGAAAGAUGCCACCUCCUCGUCCAAGUCCAGGCUGCACAUGUGCCAGAAGAUCUGAAGCGGAGGCAGCUGCUGUGGGCGCGGAGGCCUCGGUCUCCGUCUGCCACGGAAAGCUUUAAGGGAGAGAAUGGCUUGUGGCUGCACUGAGAGGGAGCAAAAGACAGAGACUAACAAGAGACAGAACAGACUGCUGCUGCGUGGGUUUCAAACCCUGCAAGCGGACAGCGAAUGGAAACGCUCUGAUGUGUUCGCCGUGAGCCGCAGCCACCGCUCUCACGCUCAGGCACGCAUCUUUCAGACACACAGGGAUGGAAGAGCUUUUCUCCCUGCUUCAAAAUAAAACACAACAUGUUCAGAGAGCCACAGAGAGAGCCGACGGAUGCUGUGAUGGAUGUGGACUUUGUCAAGGUGGAGACAACUGAUGUAGCAAACUUAUUUUUUUUUAAGCUAAAAUACAUUAAAACAAAUAUUCAUUACAAGAAUUUCAAAUCAAUAUUUUAAAGUC
Xiphophorus maculatus (southern platyfish) is the source of this 1503-nucleotide messenger RNA. It is a transcript of the gene dkk2, whose product is annotated as dickkopf WNT signaling pathway inhibitor 2. Gene Ontology annotation, cellular component: extracellular region. The record is from RefSeq and is a predicted model, not a curated record. Lineage: Eukaryota; Metazoa; Chordata; Actinopteri; Cyprinodontiformes; Poeciliidae. Gene Ontology annotation, molecular function: receptor antagonist activity; co-receptor binding. Gene Ontology annotation, biological process: negative regulation of canonical Wnt signaling pathway; multicellular organism development. The transcript is spliced from 4 exons. The coding region runs from base 328 to 1056 and encodes 242 amino acids.